Molecule: messenger RNA, 924 nt
Organism: Tarenaya hassleriana
Lineage: Eukaryota; Viridiplantae; Streptophyta; Magnoliopsida; Brassicales; Cleomaceae
Product: eukaryotic translation initiation factor 2 subunit alpha homolog
Exons: 7
Coding region: 376-735 (119 amino acids)
Cellular component (GO): multi-eIF complex; eukaryotic translation initiation factor 2B complex; eukaryotic 48S preinitiation complex
Molecular function (GO): translation initiation factor activity; RNA binding; ribosome binding
Source: RefSeq, a predicted model, not a curated record
GAGGUGGGUAUGGUGGUUAUGAUCCAGGUGAAGACCAUCGCCGACAUGGGAGCCUACGUUUAUCUCCUCGAGUACAACAAUAUCGAAGGAGUUGUAUAUAAAAUAUUGGCUGGCCUUUGUACCGAAAAUAUGGCCAUGCUUUCGAGGCCUUCAAGAUCAUAGUGACGGAUCCCGAUUCUGUGUUGAAUUCCCUCACCCGUGAGAUUAAAGAAGUUGGGCCUGAUGGGCAAGAGGUGACUGAAGUUGUACGUGCUGUGACAGAAGAAGUGAAGGAUGCUCUAGUAAAGAAUAUUAGGAGGAGAAUGACACCAUAACCUUUGAAGAUCCGAGCCGAUAUUGAAUUGAAGUGUUUUCAGUUUGAUCAUCAAGGAGGCCAUGCGGAAUGCUGAAGCUGCUGGAACUGAUGACUGUCCAGUGAAGAUUAAGUUGGUUGCUCCUCCUCUAUAUGUUCUUACUAUGCAGACACUCGACAAGGAGCAAGGGAUUGCAACUCUGAACAAGGCCAUUACAGCUUGCACUGAAACAAUUGAGCAACACAAAGGCAAACUCACUGUAGAGGAGGCACCGAGAGCUGUGAGUGAAGGAGAAGAUAAGCAACUGGCAGAGCACAUGGCUAGGCUACGACUUGACAAUGAAGAAUUUAGUGGCGAUGAAGACAGUGAAGAGGAAGAAGAAGAAGAAUACACAGGACUGGGUGAUGCUGAUGUUGAUGCAGUCACUGAAAUCACUGAGUAAGAUUCCCUAAUUCACGUUUGAAGAUAGAUUUCUCUGAUUUUUUCACCACUCACCUUCCAAGAAAAGAAAUGAGUUUUUUUUUUCUUUUCGAAACUUUAUAACAACGGCUGUAGAAAGUUUUUUGUGGCCUUAUGUUCUAUCAUCAUAUGGUACAAAUACUAUUUAUAUCAGAGAAGAGGGUUUUCAGGA